Miscanthus lutarioriparius is the source of this 480-nucleotide messenger RNA. The record is from the annotation of a GenBank genome assembly. NCBI's taxonomy places the organism in Eukaryota, Viridiplantae, Streptophyta, Magnoliopsida, Poales, Poaceae.
AUGGCGGCGGCGGCGGCGACGCCGACGGCGAGCAGGGGGCCGACGCGCGCGCUGGCCAUCCUAGGGCGGUGCGUGCGCGCGCCGUUCCGCGUCCUGGUCCGCGCGCGGGACCUGUACGUGAGCCUGCUGGCGGCGUGCGCGGGGGGCGGGGGGCGGGGAGGCCUGGGCCCCGUGGGGCUGGUGGCGAUGCCGCGGUGCCAGAGCCACGGGUUCUACCGCUCGGCGGCGGGCGGCGGCACCGACGAAGACGUGCGGGAGCUCAUCAGGGCGGCCACCCGCGCCGGCCCGCCCAGGGUCGGGCCGCGGAGCCAGAGCGUGGCCAUCGGCCGGAUCGACGAGGACAGCCCGUGCGAGUUCGGGCUGGACCACGAGGAGAGGGCGCAGGCGCUCAUGGGGCCCCGGAGCAAGAGCUGCGCCGUGGGGCCGUCGGCCAGGACCGCGGCACGCAGUCGCAGGGCUGCUGGCGUCGCGGCGGCUUAA